Arabis nemorensis is the source of this 858-nucleotide messenger RNA. Lineage: Eukaryota; Viridiplantae; Streptophyta; Magnoliopsida; Brassicales; Brassicaceae. The record is from the annotation of a GenBank genome assembly.
AUGGCGGUAAGAAAUCUGGACGAUGAUGGUUCAAUUAUCACCAUAGAGGUAGCUAGAGACAUAUUAAAGGGAAAAGGGACUGCCCUUGCGAGUGAAUGCCCAAUUGAUUACAAACUUGGCAAAAGCGAUAGGAUACCUUUAGUUAAUGUAUUAAGGAUGACCUACUUUUGGUUAGAUGAAACCAUCCCAAUAUUCGAUGCAAAUGAAAAAGAUGAAGAAGACAAAAAUGAGCACAUUGACAUCCAGAUUGCUCUUCAUCCUUUUCCAUUUGAGUCGCGACUAGUGGAACUUCUCAAACUAGGCCUUGUUGAUGCUUGGAUUGUCAUGGUUGACAAUUAUAGGGAUUUGCAGAUUUAUGAUCCGAGAGAUGAAGAAAUAAAAUAUUCAGAGAGUGGACACUUGAUGUUAUUGACGGGAAAAGGUAUUGAUGAGAGUGGGGAGAGAGUGGAUUUAUUAGAGUUAUGCGAUACCGUUGUAUACUUCUCCCGCGUCUUUGAGAAACUGUCCAUCGUCCGUUCUUUUCUUCUUUUACACCUUUUGGUGUUAGCUGCUGCAAUGUCGGAAGUAGAAAAGAAAUUGCCUUACAUACCAGAGGAUUGGUCUGAUGCAGCAACUUGUGUUUCCUGCAGCUCCAUCACGUCGUUGCAACCGGUUGUAGCUUUAGUUUCAUGUGUAGGAAUCGUGCGAGGUAUUGACACCGAGAGAGGAAUCUUAUAUGUGAUCACUCCAGUACCAGAAAACGUAGUUGAGAGAGUUGGUCUUCUAUUGCAAGGCUGUAUUCAGUUACCUACUUGUCUUUUGGAGGUGAAAGAUUACAGGUCUCCAUAUUUAUCUCCACAUGUCUUAGCUUCCACCUAA